Ruditapes philippinarum (Manila clam) is the source of this 1392-nucleotide messenger RNA. RefSeq names its product amiloride-sensitive sodium channel subunit beta-like. NCBI's taxonomy places the organism in Eukaryota, Metazoa, Mollusca, Bivalvia, Venerida, Veneridae. The coding region runs from base 1 to 1392 and encodes 463 amino acids. Gene Ontology annotation, biological process: sodium ion transmembrane transport. The transcript has 7 exons. Gene Ontology annotation, molecular function: ligand-gated sodium channel activity. Gene Ontology annotation, cellular component: membrane. The record is from RefSeq and is a predicted model, not a curated record.
AUGAACGAAGUUGAAUUUUACCGCGGAGCAAGAAGUGAUCAUCCUCAGUCACGGAGGUAUUCUGAAAGAUAUGAUGUUAUCGGAGAAACAAAGGAUAACAGCACUGAGGAAAACGGUUAUAUCUUUUACACUGGUUUCAACAAUGCAAGCGGCAUGUAUAGAGAUGCACGAAGGGAACCAUCACAUAAACGUAGCACUAAAAUUUUCCUCCUUAUCAAAUGUUUUAUUCUUGUAAAGGCUGUCAACAACCAGUUCCAAGACAUCGGGAAUACUUCGGGCAGCAUAAAAUCGUUUGAUUCUACCGGAAAACAGAAGAGUUUCCGGCGCCUUAUCGCAAGGUUCGCCGAGAAAACAUCGAUGCAAGGCGUUCCUUACAUAAAUAAUGCAAAGUUUUGGUGGGCAAGAUUAAUUUGGUGUUUUAUGUUGCUUGCUGCAAUUGCCGCAAUGUCUUUGCACCUUUGGUAUCUGGUUGACCAAUACAUGGACUACCCUGUACAGACAAAAAUUUCGUUAGGAUUUGAGACUCUGAAAUUUCCCGAGAUUACAAUAUGCAACGCAAAUGUCAUGCAUAAAAAACGUGUGGACAAAUACGACGGAGCUGAAAAGUUAAAGGAGCUUCUUGAAAACUUGCAUCCAGAAAACCUUGUACCAGAUCAGUUUGACCCAAAUUAUGAUCCACACGGGCCAAAACUGCCACCUCCAGGAGGUCAAGGUAAACAGGGACCGGGAGGUCUACCAGAAAGUGGGUCAACUUCUGGUUCGCAAAAACCACCAAUUAGACGCAAACGUUUUCUUAACGAAUACAAAAAUUUCAAUAAAACUAAAUUUGGUGGCAAAGAUCGUCCGAAUUUUCGAGAAAUAGGACCAAAAGAUCAAAAUGAUUUUGAUGGAGAAUUGGAUUCUAGGACAGAGCUGGAAGAUCUAUUUAAAUGGUUGUUUAUGUCAAUCCCAAAGCAGGAGAGAGCUGAAUUGGGCCACAAUAUAACAGAUAUGCUGAUCAGCUGUACGUUUAACGGGAGGAUGUGCUCUUCAAAUAUGUUCACCCUACAUCAGACAACAGAAUAUGGUAAUUGCUGGUCAAUUAGCUCUGACAAAUUUAAAGUGAAACACCCAGGGCCAUCUGGAGGGCUUUCUUUGGUGUUUUAUCUGGAGGUAACAGAGUAUUUAAAAGGUCUGACGACAGGAUACGGUGCUAGGAUUCAGAUACAUGAGCAACGUACAUAUCCUCUACCUGCAGAAGAAGGGCUGUUUAUUCCAGCUUCCAUGGAGACUGAUAUUGGUCUAAGAAUGAUAUCUAUAUCACGACAAAGUGGAUUGUAUGGUGACUGUAAUGAUGGACAGGGUCUAGAGAAAUACACAAUGUAUAAAUAUACUAGAUCGGUACGUGUCUGA